Messenger RNA from Culex pipiens pallens (northern house mosquito), 1316 nucleotides. RefSeq lists its product as uncharacterized. Bases 313 to 1161 code for a protein of 282 amino acids. The record is from RefSeq and is a predicted model, not a curated record. NCBI's taxonomy places the organism in Eukaryota, Metazoa, Arthropoda, Insecta, Diptera, Culicidae. The transcript is spliced from 2 exons.
ACUUGUUGGCACCGAUGGAUUGCACGCAAGAGGUUGCCAGCUUGCAUACAAGUCGUCAACCAGAUCCGUCAAAACAAAACCAAAACAAACAUUCAUUAGUUCAUAAAAUCUAAUCCCAGUUAGUUGUUUGCUCGAGGUUUAGGAUUAAAAACUAUGAAUUUUUGAGCUGCAUGAAUGCUGCUCCAAAAACGUAGUGCCUCCUAAUUAGCAUCCGAACAUUCUCAAAAAUUCAUAAGAGAACGGAUCUAACCUCAAAUGCAGUGACUGGCCGGAAAGAUCCAUUCUGCAAAGGUACGACGAUAACCGUACAGGAUGGUGAAAGUUAAACUUGGUGCCCGUGCGUAUGACACCCAAGGUGAGGAAGAUCAAUCUCGUUGGUUGUUGAUUGCCGAUUACGGGGUUGAACGCCGGCAAGAUGCGGCUGCGGAAAGCUGUUCUACGAAGAUCGUACGUGAAGGACCUUCAAUGGACCAGGUUCGGAGGGCCAUAAGAGAGGAGUACGAUCGACGGAUGAAGGUGCUGCAGCUGGAAUUUGCUUUGAAAGCGGAAGAACUUGAAAAAGAGUUCGAUAUGCGAAGAACAAUGAUCAUCGAAGCCCAUCUUCAAGCAAAAGAAGAGGACUUCAAGAAGGAGGACGAGUCCGAGUCGAUCAAAAAAGACUUCUCGGAAGCAGGAGGUUUUCAUGUAGAGAAUCAAGAAUUUUGCGGUGGGAGUGUUUCCGAGAUGUGCCUAAGCCGAAAAGGGCUGGGACAUUGGCAAGCAGGCUGGUUUCCUGAGAAGCGGCUGAAGAUUGGAUUUACGUUUAGCGGUCAACAGUUUGGGUCGCGGCAGGAUCUCAACCACCCCCAAAGUGUGAAAAUUAGGCGCUGGAUUUUCAGUUGGAAACGUGUCAGGAAGAAAUGUCACCACCUGACUUCUCUCAACGGUCAAUUGUUCCGGAAACAGGCAGGAAGAUUAGCAAAACUCACUGGACGUGUGGCAGGAUGUCGGCGGUGCUUACAUUUGUUGGUAAAUCCGGUUCAGAUACUUCACCGGAUGUUACGGGCUGGGGUGUUGGCACCGAUGGAUUGCACGCAAGAGGUUGCCAGCUUGCAUACAAGUCGUCAACCAGAUCCGUCAAAACAAAACCAAAACAAACAUUCAUUAGUUCAUAAAAUCUAAUCCCAGUUAGUUGUUUGCUCGAGGUUUAGGAUUAAAAACUAUGAAUUGUAAGUUCAGCCUAAUUAAUUAAUUGAAUUCUUAUUAAUAAAAUCUAUUUGCAGUUUGAGCUGCAUGAAUGCUGCUCCAAAAACGUAGUGCCUCCUAAUUAGCAUCCG